Messenger RNA from Rhea pennata, 6792 nucleotides. RefSeq names its product fatty acyl-CoA reductase 2 (gene FAR2). Gene Ontology annotation, molecular function: alcohol-forming very long-chain fatty acyl-CoA reductase (NADP+) activity. The transcript has 12 exons. Gene Ontology annotation, biological process: long-chain fatty-acyl-CoA metabolic process. The record is from RefSeq and is a predicted model, not a curated record. Lineage: Eukaryota; Metazoa; Chordata; Aves; Rheiformes; Rheidae. The coding region runs from base 258 to 1805 and encodes 515 amino acids. Gene Ontology annotation, cellular component: peroxisome.
CCCGCUCGCAAUUUAGCUUGGCAGUGCGAAAACAGGGUCGGGCAAAGAGACACCCGGGAGAAGAGAAGCCCGGGCGGCCUGAGUCGGCGGGCAUCCUCUGCGGCCGGCAGCCGUGCGGUGCGAGAGGCGACAGAGGGGAAGGCAAAGCAAAGGCGCUGCUCCUCCCUUCCCCGGCCGGAUACAUACUAUAAAACCCAGAAGGGGAGGAGAGGUACCUCCUUUAGGAAGUUAAAGGAAGAACACAGCAAGAGAGCACAAUGUCUUCAGUUUCAGCUUAUUACAAUGGAAAGACCGUACUUAUCACAGGAGCUACAGGUUUCAUGGGCAAAGUACUGGUGGAAAAGUUACUGCGCUCUAGCCCUGAAGUGAAAGUUGUUUAUAUACUUGUAAGGCCAAAGGCUGGACAGUCAAUGCAAGAGAGAGUGGCAAAUAUGUUGAAAUGCAAGGUCUUUGACAGAGUCCGAGAAGAUUGCCCUAAUUUCCACGAAAAGAUUAAGCCUAUUAAUGCUGAACUCACUCAGCCCAAGCUGGCCAUCAGUGCUGAAGAUGAGGAGGAGCUUCUGACUCGAGUCAAUAUUGUCUUCCACUGUGCAGCAACAGUUCGCUUUGAUGAACCACUGAAACAUGCCCUGCAACUGAAUGCUAUGGGAACGCAGCGACUUCUAGAGCUGGCCCAGCAGAUGCAGAAGCUUGAGGCAUUCAUCCACAUCUCCACCGCCUAUGCAAACUGUGUACGGAAACGCAUAGAUGAAGUCAUUUACCCACCCCCUGCUGAGCCAAAGAAGCUCUUUGAUUUAAUAGAGUGGUUGGAUGAAUCUAUCAUUCAAGACAUCACACCCAAGCUGCUUGGGGACUGGCCCAACACCUAUACCUACACCAAAGCCUUGUCAGAAUACCUGAUUCAGCAAGAGAAAGGAAACCUGAACAUUGCUAUCAUCAGGCCAUCUAUUGUGGGAGCUAGCUGGCAUGAGCCUUUCCCAGGUUGGAUUGACAGCUUCAACGGGACAAGUGGAAUCUUUGUUGCAGCAGGUAAAGGGAUUCUGCGAACCGUCAUCGCCAAUAAUGAAGCGGUGGCAGACAUGAUUCCAGUAGACGUUGUCAUCAACCUGACCCUCACAGCUGGGUGGUAUACUGCCGUGCACAGACCAAAAAACAUGUUGGUGUACAAUUGUACAACAGGUGGAAUCAACCCUUUCUUCUGGGGAGAAAUGGAGCAGUAUGUGAUGUCCACAUUCAAAAGGAAUCCACUUGAGCAGGCCUUCAGAACUCCCAAUGCUCACUUGACAUCAAACUACCUGAUAAAUCAGUACUGGAUAACUGUCAGUCAUAAAGCUCCAGCCAUACUCUACGACUUGUACAUGAGGCUCACAGGAAGAAAGCCCAGAAUGAUGAAGAUUAUCAAUCGACUGCACAAGUCUAUGAUGCUCCUGCAGUAUUUCUCCACCCAGUCCUGGGAUUGGUCUUCAGAUAAUAUGAAUAUGUUAAUGAGUCAUCUUAACCCAGAGGACAAAAAGUUGUACAACUUUGAUGUUCGUCAGCUGCACUGGUCAGAGUACAUUGAAAGCUACUGCCUAGGUGCUAAGAAGUACUUGCUAAAUGAGGACAUGUCUGGGAUUCCAGCAGCAAAGCAGCACUUACGAAAGCUGAGGAAUAUCCGAUACGCAUUCAACACUACCCUCCUAGUGAUCAUCUGGCGCAUUUUCAUUGCAAGGUCACAGAUGGCUCGAAACAUCUGGUACUUUGUGGUGAGCCUCUGCUAUAAGUUCCUUUCCUACUUCAGGGCAUCCAGCACCCUCAGGCACUGAAGCAGUCCAUCAGCAUCCAGCCUCUUCCACAAGGACCUCCAUCUCCUCUAAUCCACAACUGUGCCUAUCUAGGCCUGAAAUUAACAGAAAAUCCACUCCCUCCAACAGCAGCCUGCAUUUAUUGUGCACUGUUACAUGUUCACCUUUUUAAUUUGAAGUAAUGCUUUAAUACAUGGUGGUCUUUCUUCCAUAGGACCAGGCCAAUUUUUAAAGCCAUAACUGAAGCUUUAGGAGCAGGUCAAGCUGGAAUCUUUCAUCCAGAGUCAGAUGUGGAAGAGUAUGGAUUAACUAAAGUCACCGUCUUCCCAUGCACAGCCUAGGCUAUCUCAAUCCCACCUUCUUCCUUAAGCAAAGUUAAGGGCAUAGAAACUUGGAAGAAAGGUAUGUGAUCAGAGAAGAAACAGUUGAUAAAAUUAACCUGUAAGAGGUCUUCCUAAAGAGGCUAUUCUUUUAUUCACAUUCAGUGAAAUGGUACCUGAUUUUGUCUAUCAGCUACAGAGGGCUGAUACUUUCAAGCCAUAACUGAAGAGAUGCAUAGAAUUCAUGUAUCUGUUUUAACUGUGUUCACUCACAAGCUGCUUUAUUUUUCUCUCUGUAGUUAAACUGGCAGUUUAACUUCUAUUAUAAAGCCCUGCUCUUGCAUUUAUCAUUUUUGCUUGGAACUUUUUUUUUUUGUUGUUGUUUUUGUUUGAAAAAUGCUCUAUUUACUUUGAGGAUGAAGGGAAGACUUCUGAAAAGAUUGAAUAAAAAAUCUGAAGCUUUUUUUGAGAAAUAGGUCCUUUUUCACCCUCCUCCAUUUGUCAGUAGAAAAUUACUCUCCUUGUAGCUCAAAAGCAGCCUGUUACUCCCCUUUAAGCUUUCAUUAUGGCUAAAUCACUUUGCAGUUGGUCACUUGCACUGGCCAAGCAAGUAUAAAGGAGUGUAUGCAGUGAAUGCAAUCACACCAAUUCUGCUACCAUGGCUGCCAGUAGGAAUUAAAGAAUUCAAAACUUGUUUUUGUUGAGGAUAGGAAAGAUUUCAUCAACUUCUAUUUAAAACUGGUUAUGCUUCACAAAAGUAAAAUGUUUUGUCCUUUGUUGCAGUUUAGAAAGCACCUACUAAAGCCCAGAGCUAUAAGAGAUGUCUGUUUGACUUAGUGACAGAUGUCACCGAUAAUUGAAUUUUAGGUUUUUUCUAAGUAUGAAUUCCUGUGAGGAGAGAGAGAAAGACAACCUUCUUCAAAGUAGCUCAUGCAAUGAUGGCCCUACUACAACAGUAACAAAUUUAUCAUACUAGCAGAUUUUCAAAGUCAAAUCUAAUACUGGAUUUUUUUUUUUUUUUGAGUAAAUUGAAUAAGCACUUUAAGAUUAUAAGACUUCAAAACAACUACUUUUUGAAACACCUGCAGCAUUCAACUUGUCUAGUCUUUUGUCAUUCUAGAUAUCUGAAAAAGUACAACCCAAAAAUGAUUCUUUUCAGUGCUGAGAAUAGCAGAGCACUUACAAGGCUGGCAUUCUUUAAAAGCUGUACCUGUUUUUGGCAAUGAAGACAACAAGUUAUCACAACAGUAUAUUUUCUUCUUAGGUAUCCAAGCUGGUUCAGAAGUCUUUUUAAAAGAACAAGGAAUUAAUUUCCUCCGUGUAUUCCCUAGAGGUCUGGUUUCAAGCAGUUGCCAAAGGAUGCUUGCAGCAGAACCUGACCAGAAGCAUACUGUCCAAAAUAGCAGGGCUCUGCCGUUGCCUACAAAGGCCUCAGUACUUGCCACAUGUUGCUUCAGACCUAUGUUUAGGUAGGUUAAGCGGAUGGCUUACAAAGAUGCAGGGGUUUUUAAAUAAAAGUUCUUCAUUUGAAAACAUACUUGCACUGUACUAGUUGUGAGCCGAGUAUUUUCCAGCUCUAGAAAGGUUUGAGUGCGGUGCAUUGCAUAUUUGUAGCGUGUCACUGCCUGUGAAUUCAGGAGCUAUGGUUUCAGUCACCUAGGACUGGACAUGUAUAUCACAAAAGUCAGCUGCAUUAUAUUUGAAUGCCUGGCUAACUUGACUAUGCGGAGACUGCAUAGCUUUGGCAGAGUGAGGCAGGGCUCUGCAGGAGAUCCUCUCUGUUAAAAGUAUUUGCUCAAGUAAAUAAUCAAGUAUCAGCCAGUUUCCAGUCUUUUCUCAUAUGAAAUGUUAAAAAGAAAAGUGCAGACUAUUUUGAAAGAAGCUUAAUUAAAGGAAAAAUAGGCAAGAAUCCUAACUGAUAUCCUCAAAGUCUUUUUAAGUGCCUAUCUUAUGUAUAAAGAGAAGCAACAGCUAAGGGAAUCACAACUCUUCAGUUGUCCACAUGACAGACAAAAUAACAAGUCCUGCAGAACAGUCAGAUACUGCAGACAGCAGAGCACCUAUGACAUCUGGCUGAAGUACAUAUACAAAAUCUAAUGUUAUUGGGCUAGGAGUAAAGUCUCCUGCCGUCCCUCCUUCAAUCCUUGUCAUGCCAUGUGUUCAGCAAAUAUGCCUAUAGAGAUGUAUAAUUACUUGCACAGGUUGUGUUGUCCCAGUAAGUCUGAUACAUAUGUUUGCUCAGUAUCCGAACUGUAUCUAGAGCGUGUCUGGACCUGCAAAAAGAUGCUUCAGGUUCACUCAUACCGAUGGUGGUGACAUGUAUUAAAGCACUUCAGCAUUUUGCUGAAGGUAACAGAAGUAGCAAAGCUGCUACUCAUCCCUGCAAAACAGCGGGAACUGCUGGGGAUCUGCUGUGAGAAGCAUAGUUGUUGCAGAUGGUUCAUGCUCUCCUGGCAGACUUUCACAACAUUGCCCACAGCUGGCUCCCAAGCUCUGGCCUUACUUAAGAGAGACAGAGCUAUUAGCUUUCCUUAACACAAAGAUAACGUGGUGAAACAAGUUUCAACAAUCUUUAACCAUUUUCUUGUGGCUUUAGAUAUUUUCAGGUGAUUGUCUGAAUCGCAAAAGUAUUUCAGAAAAAUCUCAAUACAGAGAUUGACAUCUGGCAAUGACAUUUUGGUGACAGUCCUUGCUGCAAUCAUGGCAGGCUGGACUCGAGUUUAAAAUUUGCUCUGACCUCAAACAGUGAUUUACCUUCGGGGUUUUCCUGUGUGCAAAUGCACCUCAGUGCAUUUGCAUUUGCUCUGAAAAAAAAUCAAGCCUUGGGGAAUGUAUCUAAAAGAAAAAAGCCACUGAUAGCUACUUUUCUUUUUCCUUGUUCCAUCUCCCUCUCUUUCAUGUAUGUACACACCCUUUUGGCAAAUUGAAACCCAAAUACAAUUAUUAAGUUAAAUUAGAGGUCCUGCGGAAACCAAUAUUUGGGGACCACAUAUUAAUGUGAAAAACUCUGGAGUAGAUAUUACUCAUUACGGUUGAGGGCUAGAGAAUUAAUUUUAAUACUCAUAUGGUUGAAGCAGGACAAGGGUUAGAGAAUUAAUUUUAAUGCUCAAAUGGUUGAAGCAGGACUCAGGAUUUUUAUAGAGAUAGCAUAGAGGGAAGAGCCCCUUCAGCAUUUUAUUGUCAGUUGCGUUUCUUGUAUCAAAAUGCAUGAAUAAAAGUUCCCCCACCCCUUGUCAGCCUGUCCCCUAGCUCCUGGCAGACAGCACAGAGACCAAUAUUUCUGCACAGCCACUGCAGAAAAUAUCUGCGACAAGACAGUGCAAUGGGAUUAUCAGCUGUAAUCAUACCCCACAGACUACCCACUUACAGUGUUAGAAGCCUGCAUUGCUGCUACAGAAAUAACAUGGGAACACUGCUGAGAACAGUGUGCUAAUGUUUUUGUUAAUACUAUGCAUAUAUACUAGUCUGUAGGCUAAAGCUAUAAACUGCCAUGUGAAAGUAGUGAAACACUGAGUAUCAUUUUAUUGUCAAAUAGAGAUGGGCAUAAGUCAUCAAACUUGCAAUUAAGAAGCAUUUUUUUAUUAAAUAGCUAUAUAAAAAACCCAAAUCUCUAAAAUUAUUCUGAGUUUAAACUGCCAUUUGACUGACAAACAAGGCUGUUUAUCUCCAGUAAGUCUGUUGUAAAAAUAAAAUUUAUCAAUGCCGUCCCCUUCAUACACAUACACACACCAAAUAACUUUGUUAAGAAAACCCAAAUUGUUUAUUUCUUAAGAAACCUUCCUUGACCAGAGGAACAGACAUAUCUCUUUAAGAAAUUUAAUAUUUUUCCUUUUCCAAUAAAACAUGGUUGUAUAUGUUUUGUCUGUGUGUAUAUUCACAUUUUUCAGUACCCGUUUUCUCAUACAAAAUAAUGAGAUGGUAAAAAUAGUAGAUAUUGUACUGAAAUGCCAGGCUGUGCUUCUUUGGUAAGCACUGUUCUAAUUUAGUUAUGAUGAAAUGAUAAAACCUAUCCUUGUUUCCUGUACAAAGGAAACCUAGCCUGUAGUACUAUUAAAUAAUCAAAUCAUCAUCAUGAAUAAGCAACUGGUAAAAGAGGGAGGGGGACACUCUUUGGUUUGUAAAUAAGUUGCAGCUUCAUGUUUGAAAGCAUGCUAUUGCUCUUCCAGCAUUGCAGAAAGUAAGGAUGAACUCAUUACAAUUGGGCCCUUUAUUCUAGUGCAGAGUAAAUAAUAUACUGUACCUUCCCCUAAAGCUAUAUGGUAAAUAUCCCAUUUCCUGGUGCUAAACAUUGGUAAGAAGGUGGUUCAGACAUACCUAAGGAUGAUUAAAAAAAAAAAAAAAAAAAAAAAAAAAAAGAGAAAGAAAAAUAUUUGGGGAAUAACUAAAAAAGUGCUUUCCCACUUUUGUCUAUUGCUUAAAUAAACUGUAGAUUGAGUUGUUUUCUUCAGAUCAACAUGAAACUGCUUAUAAAAAGUUUCUUGUUCCUACAUAAUCUUGGCAGACCCCACUUUAUAGUAAAAUAUGUACUCUUCCACUGUCCAAAAUUUAUAUGGUUCUAUCUGCUAUUUCUAUAUUCUUGUUAGCUACAAAACAACUUAAUGUUAUAAAUCUUACUUAUAAAGUUUCUAAUUUAAGGGUGUAAUCUUUUGACCUCUCAAAUCUGAUAAAAUCACUAGUCACAAAUUAUG